AUGUUAGGAUCUAUGAAAUCUGUCAAAAUGCUAGGCUUUACUGAGUGGCUUGCGGCUCUUGUUCAAGGAUUGAGAGUGACGGAGCUUAAGGAGUCAACCCUCUCUCGCAGACUGCUCGUGGUGCGAGUAUUUUGGCAAAACAGCAUUAGCACACUGGCUCCAUUCGUAACUUUUGUCUUCUUCGCAAUGAUUCCAGAGAAAUCACAUCCUUUCAAUGUCAAUUCGGCUUACACAACCUUGUCACUGGUCUCGCUGCUCAGCUCACCUGUUAAUGGCUUUAUCCGAUCCAUUCCAGCCAUGUUAAUUGCCCUGACCUCUCUCGGUCGCAUUCAGGAAUUCCUUUACCAAUCAACCUCGGAUGAGAUAGAACUUUCGGACUUGAGUCAUUUGACGUUCUCCCCAUCAUCAGAAGUCAUUGUCGCUCGAGAUGUGAGCUUUGCAUGGAGCGACCACGCUACUUUUUCGGUCCAUGAUAUCAAUCUCACUGUUCGAAAGGGACAAUUUUGUCUAAUCAUUGGGCCGACAGGUUGCGGUAAGAGUACCCUCAUGAAGGGAAUUUUAGGCGAAACACCAUCCAUAAAGGGCUUUCUCUACUCUAAAUCCAUCCACACCGCAUACGUUGAUCAAAGUCCCUGGAUACGCAACACUUCAUUCAAGGAUAAUAUUCUAGGUGUCUCAAACUACACAAAGGGUUGGUACGAUGAGGUUGUCAAUGCCUGUGGUUUGGAGCAAGACGCUGCAAAUCUCCCAAAUGGUCAUUUUACAAAGGUCGGCUCCGCUGGGAUUUCCUUGUCCGGGGGACAAAAGCAGCGACUAGCCCUGGCUCGUGCCGUCUACGCAGAAAAGCCCGUUGUCAUACUCGAUGAUAUAUUCUCUGGUCUGGAUGCAGAAACAGAAGAGCACAUCUUCAAGAAUCUGUUUUCAAGAAAUGGAUUAUUCCGUCGGCUGCGCACAACUGUGCUACUAGCUACUCAUGCUGUGCAUCGCCUUUCUUACGCAGACCAUAUCGUUGCCAUGGGCAGCGAUGGUUCAAUAUUUGAGCAGGGCACACUAAAGAAGCUCAAGGCUGACGGUGGGUAUGUUACACUCAUGGCGCAGCAUAAAACUCAAGCCCGGGAUGAAGGCGAUGGCCAACAGCAGAAGACUCCAAGGAAUGUGAUCACUAGCUCUGGUCCUGGUCACACUAUUGACGCUAUGACAGAAGUGCUGAGCCGACAAAAUGGGGAUUUGUCCCUAUACGCUUACUACUUUCGCUCUGUAAGUUGGGCCUCUGCAGCUUUGAGUAUCAUUCUCCUAGCAAUUGCGGGAGUUGUAGGAAAACUGAGUGAUCUGUUGGUCAAUAUUUGGGUCAGCGCUUUGGAAAGGACCGGCAGCAGUGUCAAUCCUUUCUAUUUAGGUCUUUAUGGGAUGUUAUCCAUCAUGACCAACGUGACUCUGGUUGGCGGAGCUUAUCACUAUAUUAUGAUUUUCACACCCCUGAGCUCUAUUAGACUUCACGAACGUCUUCUUAAAACGGUUAUGCAUGCACCCUUGACAUUCUUCACCUCUGUCGAUAUAGGAACGAUUACGAACAGGUUCAGUCAAGACAUGACCUUGAUUGACCAUGAUUUGCCAUACUCAGCCGCCGAUUUUGUCGUUUCAUUUUUCAUUGGUCUCAUGUCCGUAGUUCUGAUGUGUACAUCAGCACGAUAUUUCGCUGUUGUCAUGCCACCGGUAUUCCUUUUUAUGUGGGUAUUGCAGAAGUUCUACCUGCGCACUUCGCGGCAGAUGCGAAUUCUUGACCUCGAAGCCAAGUCCCCCCUCUUCUCUCAAUUCAUUGAAAGUUUGUCAGGCCUGGUGACGAUCCGCGCCAUGGGCUGGGCGGCCGUGUUCAAAGACCAAAAUUUGGAUCUACUCGACACGUCGCAGAAGCCGUUCUAUCUGCUCUUUUGUAUCCAGCGCUGGCUUGAACUAGCUUUGGAUCUGAUGGUGGCUGUCCUCGGUGGUAUUCUCAUGAUUAUAGUCGUUAAGCUACGGGGUGAGGUGGGUGCUGGAUAUGUUGGUCUCGCCAUCCUCAACGUGAUCACUUUCAGUCAGUCUCUGUCACAGAUUCUCCGAAUGUGGGCCCAGCUUGAGACUUCUAUGGGUGCGGUCGCUCGAGUAAGAGAUUUUGUGGCCAACACCGCUUCCGAGCACAAAAAAUCCCGUAACGACGGGUUGGAGCCUACUCUGUCUUCCUGGCCAUCAGAGGGAGCAAUCGAGCUUCGAGAUGUCUACGCAUCUUAUAAAGCGGGUGAAAACGAGCCGCGUGUUCUGAGAAGCUUGAAUCUCUCUAUCCAGCCCGGCCAGAAGAUCGGAAUCUGCGGUCGCAGUGGCAGUGGCAAGAGCUCGCUCCUGGCAACCCUGCUCCGAAUGCUAGAAGUCGAGCCCCAGAGCCAAAUCUUGAUUGACGGCGUAGAAAUCACAAGUCUCCCGCCACAGAUAACGCGCAAUGCUCUUAACGCCAUUCCCCAAGAGCCCUUUCUCACCCAUGGCUCUGUUCGCGCUAACAUGGAUCCAUCUGAUAUCAAGAGUCCUGAGCAGAUUGAGCGAGCUCUACGUCGAGUGGAGCUUUGGGAUGUCGUUGUAGCGAAAGGUGGACUGGACGUGGCUCUUGAUGCCAACUUUUUCUCACACGGCCAAAGACAGCUCUUUUGUCUUGCGCGGGCUUUGUUACGCAGUAGCAAGAUCUUGGUGCUUGAUGAAGUCACCAGUAAUGUUGAUGUUGCUUCGGAUGCAUUGAUGCAGCGCGUGAUUCGUGAGGAGUUUUCAGACUGCACGAUCUUGGCUGUUGCGCAUCGGCUGGAGACUAUUAUAAAUUUUGAUCGCAUUGCGGUGAUGCAAGAUGGCAUGCUGAUUGAGUUUGAUACACCCGAAGCACUUCUGAAGACAGAUAGUGCAUUUAAAGAGCUCUACGAGUCAUGA
Molecule: messenger RNA, 2943 nt
Organism: Penicillium taxi
Lineage: Eukaryota; Fungi; Ascomycota; Eurotiomycetes; Eurotiales; Aspergillaceae
Exons: 4
Coding region: 1-2943 (980 amino acids)
Biological process (GO): transmembrane transport
Cellular component (GO): membrane
Molecular function (GO): ABC-type transporter activity; ATP binding; ATP hydrolysis activity
Source: RefSeq, a predicted model, not a curated record